Messenger RNA from Aspergillus campestris IBT 28561, 1944 nucleotides. RefSeq names its product SGNH hydrolase. Gene Ontology annotation, molecular function: phosphatidylcholine lysophospholipase A1 activity. The record is from RefSeq and is a predicted model, not a curated record. The transcript has 10 exons. Bases 1 to 1944 code for a protein of 647 amino acids. NCBI's taxonomy places the organism in Eukaryota, Fungi, Ascomycota, Eurotiomycetes, Eurotiales, Aspergillaceae.
AUGAGGCCAACCUCAUUGCCACUGGCCUUCGCCAGCUUGCUCCUCCUGGCCCCAUCAGUCUAUUCCACCCCGGUGGCCCAACCUCUCGAGACUCCUGCCCACAAUGACACCGACAAUGCAACCGAGAAGCCCUUCGCUCUGCGCACAAUGCCCCUCGGCGCAUCCAUCACCUUCGGGGAGAGGUCCACCGACAAGAACGGCUACCGCGGGUGGCUGCGCAAGCAGAUGCGCUUUGCGGGGUGGGACGUGAAUAUGGUGGGGAGUGUUAAGUCUGGGGAGAUGGAGGAUAAUGAUAAUGAAGGACACUCCGGGUUCGUGGUCAAGCAGGUUGCGAAGGAGGCGGAGAAGACGAUUCCUCAAGCGCCGAAUUUGAUUCUGAUCAACGCCGGAACCAACGACGCCAUCCAAAACAACGACAUCGACACCAUCGACGACCGCAUGAACGCCCUCCUCGACCGCCUCUUCACCAUCCCAGACACAACCGUCAUCCUGUCCACCCUCAUUCCCAACGGCAAUCCCGGCGUGCAGCCGCGCGUGGACCGCAUCAACACGCAGUACCGCGAUAUCGUGCGCAGGCGCAGACAGGAAUACAAUCGGAUCGUGCUGGCCGAGAUGAGCCAGUUCAUUAAACUGUCUGAUCUUCAAGAUGAUGAUAAGACCCAUCCUACUGAUGCCGGGUAUAAGAAGAUGGCGGCUGUGUGGUGGGCUGCGAUCGAGCAGGCGGAGAAGGAGAGCUUGCUGAGGGCGCCUAAGAAGAUUGAGAAGGGUGGGAAGUGUGAGGAGGGGGGCCAUGGUGGUGGUGAUGAUGUUGUUGAUGAUGAUAAGGGCCGUGUUCUCCGCAUCGGGUCGACGCCUCAUCCGGAUCAAGCCUAUUCUGGGGUUCGCUUCGCGAAUCUUGUUAAGAAGAGUGAGAAGGCGUCUGUGGAUGAGCUCGUUUGGGCGCGUGAUGGCGAGAGCAUGCUUAUGUUUGGGAAUGAUGGCGAGGGCAAGUUUGGGAAGCCUGUUGAGAUUGCGGUGAAGGAGGGGUGUGUGGCUAGUGACAUCCGCUGGGCUGAUUUCAACAACGACGGCCUGGACGACUUCAUCUGCAUUGCUCACAACGGCGGCAUGUCCGUGUCCAUCAACAAAGGCGGCAACCCGCCCAAGUUCGAGUCCAUCGGGCAUGUGCGUCCUGGCCUCGACGGUGUUCUGGGACAGGGGGAUGUGCGUCUGGGUGAUAUUGACGGGGAUGGUCGUGUUGACUACUGCCUCGUCGCCAACAACGACCUCUACUGCUGGCGCAACGGCGGACAGCGCAAGACCCGCACCACCAAGACCCAGGUCUCCUGGCAGUUCAUGGGCUUGGUCGUCCAAGGCAAAGACAGCAAGCACGACAUCGCCGACGUGCAGCUCGCCGACAUCGACGGGGAUAACCGGUCUGAUCUGGUCUGGGUCGAAGACAAGGGCAAGGUCACUGCGCUCAUCAACACACCCGCCAGCGGGAAAGGCAGCACGGUGCCGGAGUUCAAAGACGCUGGUGCUCUGUUCGGCGAUGUGAAGAAUAUCAAGGUCGAUAAGGACCGCGUCCGGUUUGGAAGUGUUUAUCCCAACGGCGGGAGUGAUUAUGCUGUUGUUGAGUCUGAGGAGAGUGGUGAUAAGUGGGAUCACUACUUGCGGGUCUGGAAGAAUACGAAGGAAAACCCAGCGAAGCCCAAGCUCGGCGAAAAGAAGCCCGUGGACGUGCGCGAGCUUGAUCCUCGCUUUGUGAUCGUACAUACCUCGGAGACGGAGUCGGAGUCGGAGUCGUCCAAAACCUGUCCUGUAGAUGACAAGGCAGCGAAAGACGACGGGGACGUUUCAGUGGAUCCUCGCUUGCCUGUUUAUGCUCACACGUCUUCGGAUUCAUUUGAUUACAACAUCACUCCGCCUCAAGUAAGCUGGUACUUGAAUGUUUUACUACUGUAG